Zalophus californianus (California sea lion) is the source of this 12755-nucleotide messenger RNA. It is a transcript of the gene PHC3, whose product is annotated as polyhomeotic homolog 3. Gene Ontology annotation, cellular component: nucleus; PRC1 complex. The record is from RefSeq and is a predicted model, not a curated record. Gene Ontology annotation, molecular function: zinc ion binding; protein binding. Bases 1311 to 3947 code for a protein of 878 amino acids. Lineage: Eukaryota; Metazoa; Chordata; Mammalia; Carnivora; Otariidae. The transcript is spliced from 13 exons.
CAGGCUCCCUGCUGAGCACGGAGCCCGAUGUGGGACUUGAUCCCAGGACCCUGGGAUCAUGACCUGAGCUGAAGACAGACGCUUAACUGACUGAGCCAGCCAGGCAUUGCUGCUGUUGUGUUUAUAGCUUGUAUUGCAAAUAGUAGAAAUAAUGGUUUUCUAUAAUAAAUAGGAUUCACAUUUUAUUUCAUAUUAUUAUCAAAAGAGUACAGUCUCUUAAAGGAAAUCUUUCAUGGGUAGAUAUUUUUAUUUGAAAUUUUAAUAUAGCAUUUUGUACUUCUGGAUACUUGAAUUACUCAGAUACAAAUCCCCACUGAAUAAUGAGGCAAGAAAAUGUAUACACUGCUUUAAAGUAGUAAAAACAAUGUAAAGUAAACAUAAAAAAAAAAGAAAAUAGCAUUUCCUCUCUGAUUCUAAAGUUCAUACCUACACAGAAAAGACAAAAAAGAUAAAACACACAUUAUCCCAGAUUUUACCCUUAGUAGACAUUAUUCACCUUUAUAUUUUGGUGAUUAUUCUUCCAGAAUGGUGUGUGUAUGCCUAUAUUUCUAUAUCAAAUUUAAUCAUAUACAGUUUUAUGAGUGUGCAUUAUUGUGUGUAUAUACAAUGCAUUUGUUUUUCUCUCAACAUGUUUUUCACAUGUGAUAUGUAUGUAUACAUGGACACAUUUUUAUGUAAUUAUGUAAAUGGGAUUGUACUGUAUAUGUUAUUCUGUAGUUUUUUUCAUUCAGUGGGUUAUAAAGAUAUUUUCAUGUCAUUGAAUAAUACAGGUAUGCAUUAUCCUUUUAAUGUCUGUGUACUAUGUUUCUAUAGAUGUACCUGAUUGAUUUUGAUCAGUCAAAUGGCAGCAGUGGUUCUCAAAUGGGCUUUGGUUCUAGGGAGUACUCUGGGCCAGAAACCCUAUGUAAUCUCGUUUUGGAGGGACACCAAGGUGUAGAUGUGAGUUAAAUGGCUUUUCUUUGUAGACACGGUUUUCUCUGGUGACUCUUGGAAUUAGUGCUUCCAACUGGGGAGAGGGCUUCCAGUAAUAAGGGCUCAAGGAGUGAGUUCCUUUAUGGAGUGUGGGGCUUCAGGUAUGAAGUGACAGGAUUGGCCAAGGGUUUAAAGUGAAAAGGAAUUAGGAAUGUUGGGAUGGAAUUGACAGAGAAUAUAAUGCAAACAAUUAAGGCCUCCGGUUCAGGUCAGCAGAACAAAGCAGAAAGUAGAGGAGAGACUUAUCAGUUGUGGAAAGGAAGGGAAGUUUUUUUUAUUUUUUUCGUUAGGCCAGUUGUGGAGAUGGACUUCAUGCAGAGGUAUAAUUGCCCUCAUUCAUGGAUUGGGCAUUUAUCAACCUCUCCACUUCUCCUACACCUGCACAGUUAAUAAGCCGUUCCCAGGCUUCCAGUUCUACCAGCGGCAGUAUUACCCAACAGACUAUGUUACUAGGGAGUACCUCCCCUACCCUAACGGCAAGCCAAGCUCAAAUGUAUCUCCGAGCUCAAAUGCUGAUUUUCACACCCGCUACCACUGUGGCUGCUGUACAGUCUGACAUUCCUGUUGUCUCGUCGUCAUCGUCAUCUUCCUGUCAGUCUGCAGCUACUCAGGUUCAGAAUUUAACAUUACGCAGCCAGAAGUUGGGUGUAUUAUCUAGCUCACAGAAUGGUCCGCCAAAAAGCACUAGUCAAACUCAGUCAUUGACAAUUUGUCAUAACAAAACAACAGUGACCAGUUCUAAAAUCAGCCAACGAGAUCCUUCUCCAGAAAGUAAUAAGAAGGGAGAAAGUCCAAGUCUGGAAUCACGAAGCACAGCUGUCACCCGGACAUCAAGUAUUCACCAGUUAAUAGCACCAGCUUCAUAUCCUCCAAUUCAGCCUCAUCCUCUAAUAAAACAUCAGCAGAUUCCUCUUCAUUCUCCACCUCCCAAGGUUUCCCAUCAUCAGCUGAUAUUACAGCAGCAGCAACAGCAAAUUCAGCCAAUCACACUUCAAAAUCCAACUCAAGACCCUCCCCCAUCCCAGCACUGUAUGCCACUCCAAAACCAUGGCCUUCCUCCAACUCCUAGUAAUGCUCAGUCACAGCAUUGCUCACCAAUUCAGAGCCAUCCCCCUCCUUUACCAAUGUCUCCUAGUCAGUCCCAGUCAGCACAGCAAUCUGUAGUGGUGUCUCCCCCACCGCCUCAUUCACCAAGUCAGUCUCCUACUAUAAUUAUCCAUCCACAGGCACUUAUUCAGCCACACCCUCUUGUGUCAUCAGCUCUCCAGCCAGGGCCAAACCUGCAGCAAUCCACUGCUAAUCAGGUGCAGUCUACAGCACAGCUGAAUCUUCCAUCCCAUCUUCCACUUCCAGCUUCCCCUGUUGUACACAUUGGCCCAGUUCAGCAGUCCGCUUUGGUGUCCCCAGGUCAGCAGAUUGUGUCUCCAACAUCACACCAGCAGUAUUCAACCCUGCAGUCCUCUCCAAUCCCAAUUGCAACCCCUCCGCAGAUGUCGGCAUCUCCUCCAGCUCAGAUUCCACCACUGCCCUUGCAGUCUAUGCAGUCUUUACAAGUGCAGCCUGAAAUUCUAUCCCAGGGCCAGGUUUUGGUGCAGAAUGCUUUGGUGUCAGAAGAGGAGCUUCCAGCUGCAGAAGCUUUGGUCCAGUUGCCAUUUCAGACUCUUCCUCCUCCACAGACUGUUGCGGUAAACCUACAAGUACAACCACCAGCACCUGUUGAUCCACCAGUGGGAAUGCAUUUGAACCAGUGUCAUCUGCACAAAGUUUUUUCUCUUAAGGUUUAUCAAGUAGAAGAUGUGUGUGAAGAAGAAAUGCCAGAAGAGUCAGAUGAAUGUGUCCGGACGGACAGAACCCCACCACCACCCACACUAUCUCCAGCAGCUAUAACUGUGGGGAGAGAAGAUUUGACUUCUGAACAUCCUUUGUUAGAGCAAGUGGAAUUACCUGCUGUGGCAUCAGUCAGUGCUUCAGUAAUUAAAUCUCCAUCAGAUCCUUCACAUGUUUCUAUUCCUCCACCUCCACUCUUACUUCCUGCUGCUACCACGAGGAGUAAUAGUACAUCCGUGCCCAGUAGCAUUCCCAGUAUAGAAAACAAACCUCCACAGGCUAUUGUUAAACCACAGAUCUUAACCCAUGUUAUUGAAGGCUUUGUGAUUCAGGAGGGAUUGGAGCCAUUUCCUGUGAGUCGUUCAUCUUUGCUAAUAGAACAGCCUGUGAAAAAAAGGCCUCUUUUGGAUAAUCAGGUGAUAAAUUCUGUAUGUGUUCAGCCAGAGCUACAGAAUAAUACAAAGCAUGCAGAUAAUUCAUCUGACACAGAGAUGGAAGACAUGAUUGCUGAAGAGACAUUAGAAGAAAUGGACAGUGAAUUGCUCAAGUGUGAAUUCUGUGGGAAGAUGGGAUAUGCUAAUGAAUUUCUUCGGUCAAAACGAUUCUGCACUAUGUCCUGUGCCAAAAGGUACAAUGUUAGCUGUUCUAAAAAAUUUGCACUUAGUCGUUGGAAUCGUAAGCCUGAUAAUCAAAGUCUUGGGCAUCGUGGCCGUCGUCCAAGUGGCCCUGAUGGGGCAGCAAGAGAACAUAUCCUUAGGCAGCUUCCAAUUACUUAUCCAUCUGCAGAAGAAGACUUGGCUUCUCAUGAAGAUUCUGUUCCAUCUGCUAUGACAACACGCCUGCGCAGGCAGAGUGAGCGGGAAAGAGAACGUGAGCUUCGGGAUGUGAGAAUUAGGAAAAUGCCUGAGAACAGUGACUUGCUACCAGUUGCACAAACAGAGCCAUCUAUCUGGACAGUUGAUGAUGUCUGGGCCUUCAUCCAUUCUUUGCCUGGCUGCCAAGAUAUCGCAGAUGAGUUCAGAGCACAGGAGAUUGAUGGACAGGCCCUUCUUUUGCUAAAAGAAGACCAUCUUAUGAGUGCAAUGAAUAUCAAAUUAGGCCCGGCCCUAAAGAUCUGUGCACGCAUCAACUCUCUGAAGGAAUCUUAACAGGAUCAUGAGGCUGUGAGAAAACAGCAGUUUUUACUCUUCUUAAACAGACUUGUAAGGUAAAGGCUCAAGUUGGCCUAGAAUAUUAUCAUAUAUUGUGGUGGAUAGCCAAGCACAUUGGGAUCUCCACAUCAAAAGCUGACAUUUCUUCUACAGAUAUGAUUCAUCAUACAUUUUCAUAAGUAGUCAACAUUGGUAAAAUUAAUUUUACAGGUUACAUGCAACAAUGAAAGACUGAUAUAGAGGGCCAUGAUAUUUUUCAAAGAAACGUGUUAUACUAGAUAAUUUUUUAAAGGUGAUGUUUAUCGUUAAUAUAAAGAAUCCUUUUAAAAGUAAUUUAAUGAUUUACAUUUCUCCUCUUUUGAUUCGGUUUUCUUAUACAUUUUUCUACCCUGUAAGUUUUCUAUAGGUUGUCAUGAGAGAGAUAAUUUAGGAGUAAUUUAGGAAUAGUUUAGGAGUCCAGUGACUGGAAUUGUAUGCAAUGAGAUAUCAGUGUGCAUUUAAAAAAACGUCUGUCAGACAAUUGCUUUGUCUAUAAAAAAAGGAUUGCAUUCUAGCAUGAAUAAUACUGAUCUGGAAGUCAGAAGAGUUGGUUUCUGUUCCAAACUUGACUAAGAAUUUGGUGCGGCUGAGAAAGUUUUCCUCUUAGUUUUUGUACAUUUAGAUUAAUGGUUCUCAACAGAGGUUAGUGUUGCUGCCCAGGGGACAUUUGACAACGUCUAGAGACAUUUUGGUUGUCAUAGCUUGGAGGGGCUGGGUAGGGUUGUUAUUGGCAUCUAGACCAUGGAGCACAGGGAUGUUGCUAAAUAUCCCACAGUGCACAGGAUGGUCCUCCAAAACAAAGAUUUAUCGGGUCCAAAAUAUCAAGUAGUGUCAAAGUUUGGAAACCCUGGUGUAGGAGUGAUAAAUGUUGCUCUUUUUUACCCAAAGGGAUAAUUUGAAAAGAUGGAGCACAAUAAGGAAUACAUGAUACAGUGGAUGUAUUUCAGAUAGUAUUAAUGUUCUGCUGAAGUAUUUUUCCCAGUUUUACGCAUCCCAGAAAAAAGGGAAAAGUCCACUAAAUUGACCUGUAAAAUAAAGACUAGGAUACAAAUAAUUUGACUCUCUGAAAGUACAGAUUUCUAUUAAUUAUCUUUCGUAUCUGCUCUUCUGCACUGAUGAAGGCAUAAUGUGAUUAUACCAUAUGAACCAGUGCAUAGCCUUACAAGGAGUCCAAGCUUACUUGGUGUGACAGUAGUUUGUAGUGGAUAUGUGGUUGGUCUUUAGAUUUUUUUCUAACCUUGAACAUGCUGGGUCUAGCUAGAAUGCACAUUCCUUUUUCUUGACUAAACCCUUGCAUGCUUCCUACAAAGUACCCACCAAGUAAUAUCUCUUGGAUUAUCAGACCUAAUUUUGUAAGUACAUGGUUUAGGGAAAAAAGUUUUAAGGCAAAAUUUUUCACUGAAUAGUGUCCUAUCAGAAUUAUGACAAUAAAACAAAAUUGUUGUGGGAGCCGUGAGAGCCUGAUAGUCCUGGACAUAAAAAAUUUGUUUUAAUCUUUUUUUUUUUUUUUAUCUUUGCCACACGAUGGAAAUGUUUUAAAAUAGAAGGAACAUACACAGAUAUUUGGCAGGAGUUCAGUAAGUGGGGAAGGAAGAGUCCAUGGGUUUCAGUCAUUGUCACUGCUCUUUUCAAAAAGAUUGUGUUGAGCUAGUAGAGGACUAAAGAUGUCAUUAAAGACAUCACAGAUAUUUAUCUUUUGGCUUUGUGUACAUUAGAGAAUGUUGAUUAUUUUUAUACAAAAAUACAGCGGGUAAUUUUUUUAAUCUUUAGAUGCCUCUUGUUUGAAUGUAUGCUUUGUGGGAUUCUUUUGUGUAGUAAUGUUUUAAAAAAAGAUGUUUACUGACAGUUAUGUGUAGGAUUAGAAUGUGUAAUAUAGUGUAAGGCUCAUUUUCCAGACCUACAAUAGCUUGUAGUCUACGUUACAUUAUUUCUUUAUAUCACAUUUUUAAUUAUUGGAUUAAAGUUUCAAGGAAAGGUAGGUACUCUGUAUUCAUUUGUUAGCAGUUAAUCGUUAUGACAGAGUCGUCAUAUGCUUGACUUUCCCCCCCCUCAUCUUGCAGUUUCAGAACACAAGUAUAGGCUGAGCAUUAGUAGGAGAUGGUCCACUGAAGGGGUAGGGAGGGCGUGGAGGGCACAAAGGAAAAUCUCCCCUGGAAUUAAAACUUUUUCAUAGAUAAUCCACAAGCAAUUGAUUAUUUGGGGAUAGACUCCCCUAGCAAUAAUGAUUACCUCCCAUAACUAUAUUAUCUCUAGCCUUUAAGGUAUUAACUUUGAACUAUGUACAGGUUCUCCUUUUAUUUACUCCCUUUUUUAAUAUCAGUCAUUAUAUACUAACUGAAAGCCCCCGUGCCUAGCACUGUGUUAAAUAUCCAAGAAAGCUUAUAAGAAUGGGAGGGGGUUCCAUUUGAUGAGAGCACCUUAUAAUCUUAAGUCUUGUAAUAAUCUCAAAAGUAGUCCAGAUCUUCUCUUGUCCUCGCUCAAAACAUACCUAGAAAAUCUACUUGGUUUUUCACAUGAGCUAUUUUAUUUAGAAAUGGCUCAUUUGCUCAACUGGUAGUUUUCCCUGUUGAUGCAUGUUUCUUUCUAGAGAAUUAACCAUCUUAAAAUCAGAGCUUCAGUUAUAUAUGAUGGACAUGGACGAUAACACUGGGCAUCCACCUCUCUCCUAAGUUCUGAGCACAGUUUUGGGAUGAUGUAGGUGGGGAGAGUGUUUUCUUUUUCCUUCGUGCUAAUAAUUGUUUUAGGAGGAGAAAGAAUGACAAACAAAAAGGGGACAUGGGAAGUUCUUUCUACUUUUGCUACCUGAGUUUGCAUCUUCUGACUUCUUUAAACUGAUGUACUCUUUUCCCAUUGAGGGAAAUAAAACCUACAUGUUUCAAAUUUUAUUUGCUUUAAGCCAUGUGUUCUAAGAAAGUAAACACCCUCAGAGAGCUGGUUUGUAAACACUUUUACAUGAUACGGAUUUUCAUCAUGCCUUGUGUAUGACAAGCUCUGCAGCUUUGAUAUCAUCACUGUUGUAUAAGGCAGAGUGCUGUCCCCAAACCUGUCACUUCUUAAGUGGCAUAUAACUAUUUCCAGGAUGCUGUGGCAUCGCUAAACAGAUGCUUUUCUUAGUCUCAGCUUAAGGGCUGUCACAUAGGAGUAGAGAAUGUGGAACGGGGAGAAGACAUAUUAGAGAAGAAGCUUGAGAAUGGGAGAGAGGCAGACAAGAGACCUGUCGCUUUGCUUAUCCCACUUCAACACUGAACAAAUUUCUGCACUUUUGAAGAAGUGAUUUACCUAGUUUUAAAUAGAAAUGAUUUUUUUAGGUAGCCCAUUGUUUUUGUUUCCUAGUUUGUUUAAACAUUUAGAACUGUAUGAAGUAUUGUUGUGCCCAUGCCUUUGAAUAAUUUUUGACCUAGCUAAUCUUCAUAAUAUCAAGUGUGAAAUGAGUCAGACAUUUAUUCAAAUACCAGUCUGAUAAUGAAACCUGUCACAGUGUCCCAUAUCAGAGACUUGUUCAAUUAAAUGUUAGGAAGUCCUGUUAUUUGCAUUCGGAGGGUUCUGAUACCAUCAUAGCAUAAAUAUGGUAGGAAGGCAGUAUACAGGUGGCAUACUCUUAGGUUGUGUUUACAUGUUUGUGAGCCGUUUUGGAAAGAAUAAACUAUUAUAGAUGGAUGUGAAUGAUGCUGUCCUCACAGCCCUAUUGAGUAGCUGAAAUCCUGAUUGGACACACUGUUAAAAAGUUGUAAAGACAUUUUAAACUAGAACCAUGUGAUUAUAUACUGUGGUUUGAAGAUCCUCACCCUUAAUGACUGGCAGGAAUGCAUGCUGCCUGUGUGUGGCUGGCCCUGAGCCUGAGCCGAGAGCCUCAGAGGGCCUCCCCUACUGCUUCCCUCCCCUACUGCUUCCCUUCCCUCAAGCCUGUUCUAGGCCCGUGAGAACCGUGGGAAAACUUCUUAGAGACCUUUGCCUGAAAAUCCUUAGAGAGGAUUUUGUAGUAGAGUUAAUUUUAGGAAGGCAGUUGGGGCAGGACUUUCUAAGACCUAAUGGUCAUGUUUCAGUGAAACCUUUGGGCAGUGGAAACUGGCCCAUCAACGCACAAUGUUCAGUCUGUUUCCUGUGCACCAUCUAUGUAGCUGGGCCUCGAGGAGGGUUUUCCAGGGGGAAGGACAGGGAAGUGGAGGAAGAGACAAACAGGAGGAAAAGCAUUCCAGACCCAAGGGGAUAGUACAGUUAACGGAGUGAGGGUGUGUAGUAUAGAUAUGACCUUCAGUAGUUCAAAAUAAUAUGGUGUAAUGGUUGGAUCCCAGUUACAGCAGUAAGAUUCGCCUGUAAUCACACUCAUUCUUUCACUCUCUAUCAAAUGAUCCUGCCCUAGGAGGACUUCCUGCCCCUAAAAGGACUAUUAAUAAAUAGUUCCAGUGAUAUAUAAGUUAGUGAUUUUUGACUUCAAAGAAAGGUGGCAACCAUUGUACUUGGAGAGUAUCUGUCAAAAACUCAAAGGUUAAUUAUUAUAAUUGAGUUAUUGGAAUUAUAGAGGACAGUAUCCAUUUUCAGAUACCACAGUUGAACCAAACUUGUAGAUUGUUAUAAAGGCAUUUUAAGAUAGUAUUUUAUUUGUUAGGUUGUAUCUAAGAAUUGGAUGACUAGAGAGCUAUAGCUUGCUUGUUAUUAGUAUGGAUUUCAACAGAAGCCUACCUCUAUUUCUUUGAUGCACAGUAGUGUGGAUCAUGAAAUGAACUGUUUAAUUCACAUUCAUCAAUAUUGGUAUUUUAUGAGUCUAUUUAAGAGCAUUUGAUUUAAUCUUAAAGAUUGUGAUCCAGUUUAGAUAAGCACAAAUACAGUAUUAGAAAAAUAAAUAUGCAAUCUUACUAAAGUUUAAUUUCAACCUAUUAUAAACUGUACAUCUUAAAAAAAUUCUUUGGGAAGAUAUUCCUUUUUUGUUAGUUCAUAAUAUGUACCACUAUAUAGUUUCCUUCAUACCAGCAAUACAAGCCAUUUCUUCAAUAAUAAUAAAAAAAAUGUUGAAAAUUAUAUUAUCUUCUUUGGAAAAAGUUUCCUAAAUUUUUAAGAAUUUAAAGUUUUACAUAUUAUUUUUUAGAGCUUAUUUAAUCUAUUUUAAAAUAAUACUAUGAGAAAGCUUUUUUUGAAAGUUGUAAAGCACUAAUACAAAUUAGCGUCAUUUUCCAGAGCGCGGUGUUUGGCUUUUUCUGAACUUUCACUUGAACUCACAGACAUUAAAAGGGAGCGGUCUCCCUCCUCCUCAGCUCUGAGGCCCAGCUUCUCUAAUGAAAACCCCAUUCUGCUCGAACUCAUGAACACACACCUCUUCAGUGCCAUGUUUAUAGGUCCUUUUAGGAAAGGUUUUCCUUGAAUGUUUCAUUUUUUUCUUUUUUUAUAGCUUGUGAACAUUUAAUUUUAUUUAAAGAUGACAAUUUUAAUCUCAGAUGUUGGAGAAGAGGGUACAUUAGAGAAGUAUUUGUUCCCACUGCUUUUGAAAAGUAUAAUUGCUCUCUGUGAUAUUGAUGUCAGUAUGAAUCCAUAGAAAGAAAACCUUUACAAGGGUCCUAAAAUAUAUUGUUGGAAAGAAGUCUAGUGAUGAAUUUUAAGUCAGAAAAAAGAACUUAAUAUAAAUUUAACAUACUGUUCUGCUAACAUGGCAUAGUUUUAAAUAUAAGCGGAAGUCAGUAAGUCCUUUGAGACCGCCUACUUCAACUGACUCCAGUCAUCAUCUUAAGAAUUGAUAGUAGCCAUCAGUUAUUGGCUGAAAAGUUAUGCUCUAGGGACUAUUAUCAGUGUUAAACCCAUGUUUUGUGGAGCUUUAAUUAAUGGAGGUGAAGAAGUUGGUGUUUAUAGAUAGUGGUGGGCCUGGUAGUGAAAUAAGCGUGAAUCUGUUCUAGAAAGAAGGAACUUUUUUUAGUUUUGCCUCAAGCAAACCAGAAGUGUCCAUUGCUUAAAAUCUUUAUUUAGAAUGUGUUGUUAAAGUCUUAAUUCUUUUUGUUUUAGGUAGUACUAAAUAGUCUACUUCAGUAGUAAAUAAUAGAUGAACAUAAUCAUUAAAUUAACAUGAAAGAAGAUAAAACGCUGGUUGGGGGGGCUGGGCGUUUUACUUGCAGUUGGUGAUUUAGUGGCGUGUGACACCUUCAGCCCUUCCUUUGCUUUUAAUCUGUUCCAUCUUCUGAAUACACAGUAUGGAGCCUCUACUACUCAAAAAGCUGAUUUUGGUUUAAAUCAUCUUUAAGGUACCUCCCAGCUCUAAAACUAUGAUUCUCGGCCACAUAAUGGGGUAUUUUUAAAGUUGCUUCUACUUAAUUCUCUUUCCCUUUGGAACGGUUCAUUACAUACUAAGAGCUUUUGCUAAAAGAUAAAUGUUAAGCAUCCAUUUCCUGGGCCACCUGCAGUUUUUGUUCUCUUAACGGUUUAAACUAGAGAAGGAAAAUUGUACAGACAAGCAAAUGAGGGCAUUUUUGUAAAUGCUUCCUACUAGUUAACCACUGAACAUACAAACACAUAUGAACAUUGUCAUUCAUGCAUUUAUCCAUUCAUUUAGCAAACCAUUUGAACACUUACUAUGUGCAGCGUGUGGUAUACAUGACUUAAGGAACUGCUAAUAAGUACACAAAAUCUUCCCAAACAAUUCUGAUUGUGGCUUUAAACAAACAUGGACAUUAUUAUUACUAUUACUUACUGUACUGAAUGUAAAGUUGGAACUGAGAAGGAAAUUUUUAUGUACUGGGUAAAUAAAAGUAUUAAGCUAGAUGACAUCUAAGGGGUCAGAAUGAAUCACAGCACAAUAUUCCUAAAACACAUUUCACAUACAAAUCAUAGUCAGUCAUAUACCUGAUUAUUGGUUACACAAUCCAGGGUACCUGAUAAGGAUUUACAUUUUGAGACUGUUGUGACAGCUCAUAUUUCUCAGAAUUAUUUUGACCCUUGAAUCUAUUCCAGAGGUGUUACUAUACAGGGUGUUUGACAGAACAAUACAAAGAAAGAAGCUGGUGCUGAUUUACUAUACAUUUGUAACUACAAAAGCUUUACACCCAGUAUUGACAGUGGAGUAACUUUCUAAAACUGAAAAGUCUCAAAGGAGAAUCUCGCUAAACAGGUUUGUUUUUUAUUGUCUUUUGUUGAUAAAGCAAGAAAUUACACAAAACUUAUUAUUACAAAUAUACCUACUUUUUAGAAAACACAUGUAUUACAUAGUUAAAAAGGUUUCCUUUAAAAUGCAGAACUGGUCAACAUAAAACCAUUCCAUGCUUGAAUUGACAACUAUUUGGGGAAUAAAUAUUGAAUGGCAUUAGCUGGGUAGUUUCCUAACCACUUGGGGGUUCUGUGAAAUGUUCUAAUUUCUGUUGUUCCAGCAAUACAGAUUAACAUCAUGCUAGCAUUCUCCAUAAAAAUACAAAAUGAAAAUAUCUUUUUUUCUCACCCCCUCAAAAUAAAAAUACCUAAUAUUAAAAAAGAUCUUUUUUAUGCAUCACCGUUGCAGCUUUUAAAGCAGGAAAAUGUCCCAGUACAUGUUAGAUUAGAAUCUAAAACUGAUUGAAAAUAGAACACUGACAUCCAAGUAACCAAAUAGUCUGGGUUUAAAAGAAUUUGCCAUGGUCCUCGUUAAAAUUUACUUUUAAAAUGUUUUAAUUCACCUAAUUUUUCAAAUAUUUUAUGGUGUUAAAUAUCUAUAGCAUACUUUUUGUAUAUGUAUUCUUGAAUUUUAAAAAAAGCUGAUGCAGUGUGCAUAAUUACAGAUGUCUGAUUGCCAAUACACUUAAGAUUCCCAGUCACCUCAUUCAGAAGCUUGGUCUUUUUUCCACAGGAAAAAAAAAAGUCAAAGUGAGUUCUAAAAACUAUCCUCAGAGUGAGGAGUGAGCUGUGGUGAAGGCUGGAGUUGUAGACACAGUGUGUGGAGAGGUACUGACAGGAGAGGCGAGGGUGGGCAUUUCAAGCCUCUGUUAAAUUACUGCUUUUUGUCUUCUUGCUUGUUAAAAAAAAAUGUUACUUUGUUGAUUUAACAAAGGCAGAUUGUUGUAAUUUUUUUUUUCUGAUGCUUCAAGCACACAUUAACUGAUUUUUAAAUUCCUUUUGGUUCCUCCCAUUGUUCUAAAAUAGGACUUUCAUAUUACUAAAACCUCAAAAGCUCAUCUACCCAGGUUGAACAAAGCAUCACCAAGGGGAAAGGAAACCUUUUUUACUUUUACAGAAAACAGAUGUUAAGAUUAUAUAUAGAUGUAUUCUUUCCAUUGGAUAUUGUAUUAGAGUCCUCCUUACAGGAAAUGAAAUAGUUUUAGCACUCUUAGCAUUAGCGUUCCUAGAUUGGUGUCUAUAGCUACAGUUUUAAAAUGUAUAACCUGAAAAUGAAGUUAAUUUUGCAUUAUAAGAGCACACCAUGAUCUAUGUAAAAAGACUGUCCAUUUGGUGUAUUUUUUUAAAAGAGAAAGCACUUUCAUAAUAACAAGUAGCAUGUGUAUGAAUUUUAGAUUUUCAUAUUUGUUGUGUCUGUAUUCAGUGAAGUAAAAUUGAACAUUCAAAUGUUUGUUGACGGCAACAUUAACUGUUAAAUUAAAGCACCUUAUACUCUGCUGCUUAAACUUGCUUGUAAUUGCACCUUUGUUACCUGCACAUUUUCAUAUAGAAUAUUGUUGUUAACAUUGCCUCAUGUGGGUCUGGAUGGAAGGUUAGUGGGCCUACAGGAUCAUUUAUUUAUAUUGUUUAUAUUACAAUAAUAUAUUGUAGACCAGUUGUAAGUUCAUUUCUUUACAAAUAAAAGCCUCUUCCAUUUGGCUGGUC